AUGUCUUUCUUUGCAGCGACAUUCUUCAGGCGUCACAGCCAAGUGCUCGCCGGGAAGAAGAGGUCGAAGUUUUUGGCGGCCAUCAAAGGCAUCAUCGUGCGCAGAUGGGAUAAGCAGUUGCAUAACCCGAUGCAUGCAUUCGGCUGGCUCCUUAACCCGAAGAACCAGCUCGCGAUGGAAGUCCGCAACGACCCCGAGAUCAUCAAAGGGGUCAAUGCGGUGCUGCAGGCACGAGGAGGUGACGUGCAAGGCCGAAUCUUGCUGCAAGCCCAGCUUGCUACGUACCACAGAGGUGAGGGUCGUCUGGGGGGGGAAGAUGCACGGGCCGCAGCGAUGCUCGUGGAGAGUGGACGUCUCUCACAUGCGGAUUGGUGGGCGAUGUAUGGAGGGGAACUCCCCGAGCUGCAGGAUUUGGCUGUGAGAAUGUUAUCACAGCCUAUCACUGCGUCGGAAGUUGAGAGAUGCUGGUCUACGAUGGCAAGGGUGCAGCGGCGGGAUCGCAACAGAUUGAGCGCUCAGACCAUGAUCGAUGUCACCACGGUGGCAUUCAGUAGGCGUUCGAGGGCUGCAUUCGACAAGAAGCAGGAAGUGCGCGCCAACCUUUUUGCAGACCUUGCAGCAGGCAAGCUCAACGAGAGCACUCUAGAAAGAGUGACGACGACGGCACUUGAAAGCUCUGAACCACAGGCCGAAGGCUCUGAACCACGGGUUGAAGAGGAAGAAGGUGAUGUCGAUUGCGUGAUUGACUGGGAAGCUCUUGGCAGCAUCGGGAUGAGGAAGAAGAAAGAGGUGACAAAGGGAAUCAAGGAAAAGGCGACCAAGAAGCGUUCGGCUGACGAAGACGAUGAUGAGGAGGAGGAGGAUGAGGAUGAGGAUGAGGAGGAGGAGGAGGAGGAGGAGGAGGUGGAGGAGGAGGAGGAGGAGGAGGAGGAGGAGGAGGAGGAGGAGGAGGAGGAGGAGGAGGAGGAGGAGGAGGAGGGCGGGGGGUCCAACGCAUGGGACAUUAGUGCCACCAGCCAGCAAGCUCCCUCGUUUAGCAACCCACAUGGUCAUCGUUAA
Messenger RNA from Closterium sp. NIES-65, 1059 nucleotides. Lineage: Eukaryota; Viridiplantae; Streptophyta; Zygnematophyceae; Desmidiales; Closteriaceae. The record is from the annotation of a GenBank genome assembly.